AUGGUCGAGUUGAACAAUCAGGACAAAGUGUUUCUCGGGGCCUCUUUCGCAACGGCUGUGAGUUUUUUUUUCAACGGAAACCUACAAUAUCCGCUCCCUUUAGAUCAUCGGAAUCGUUCUGAUUGUCAUUGGAUUCGUGUUCAGGUUUGGUAAUGGCUUCGGCACGUUUGCCACGUAUGCCAAGCAGGUACGGUAUCUACCGUAACCCUCUAGUACUCGCUUUGUUUUUUGAGGACAAUGACUUCCUGGAGCUCAAAAGAUUGGACAUGAUCUUUGGGCUUUUCGUCGCCGCCGCCGGAGUUCUGAUCCUUUCGUUUCUGGUCGCCGGGGUGUCGGUUUUGAAGCAUAAUAAGUUCCUUUUGAAAGCGGUGAGUUGAAUACGGUCAAAAGCAACCCGACUACAGUAAUCUUCUAGUACUGUGCGAUGAUCGGACUCAUGAUCGUGGUCCAACUCGUCGACGGUCUUUUGGCUUUCACAUAUUCGGAUCAGAUCAACCAGUUGGCGUCGGAUGACAUCAUGUACGAGUCAUUGUACAAAGCUGCUCAAAAGUAGGCAAUUCCAAGGCAAAGCACCCUUUUUAUACCCAUUUUCGUUGCAGGACCCAACCACCGAUCAACAGUGUUCCCAACGACGCCGAGGCUCAAUUCUGGAGUCAUACUCAGGAUACGGUAGGCUUCGGGAACCUGAAAAAUGAGAAAUAUAUCGUACAAAGUUCAGUUCGGGUGCUGUGGAGUGUACAACUCUUCGGAUUGGUCCGUCGCCUGGGGGAUCACCGCCACACAGGCCAACUUGGAGACUUUGCACUGCUAUCAGAAACACUAUAACGACGUGAGAGCGAUGGAAUCAAGGGAUCAUCACUGAAGUAAUUCUGUUGCAGGGUUGCGAGAAACUGGUCAGGAAUCGCAUUUCGUCGGAUGCGCAAUACUUGGGCGCCGCCUCGAUGGGAGUGCUUGUUGUUGAGGUGAGAUAUCUUGGCUAUGAGUGGAGAUAGGAAAAAGUUGUCAACUAAUGAAUUAAGCAUUAGGAAAUUGUGCACAUUCUAUCAGUUGACAACUUUUUGAUAUCUCUGCAGGCGGCUGAGUUUCAGUGGCUCUGAAUCGACGAAUGUGUGGUGCCGGGGCAAUCAAACAGUUCCGUUUCGGUGAUUUGAUGAAAAUGAAACGAAAAAGAGUCAAACAUUAAUUUCACACCAUGAAAAUUGAAACUUGACAUACUUUUCCUACCAAAUGUGGUCGUUUUGUCUGUGAACAAUUCUUAAUCCAAUCGAGAACGGCACUCAUUGGAAAUUUCCAGUAUUCGCUUUAUUUUGAACUUUUCCGCUUCAUAGACUUGUCAAAAUGCAUAGGUUACAAGUUUCACCCUAAUCCAGUCGAUUUUCUUGGACGCACGGUCUCCAGACCUUUCAGAAUUUGGCGUGAGCUUUGGAGACCGUAUCCUCUGAACAUUCGUGACGUGCCAAACAUCAGAAUCAGUCGGAGACACGUGUUGGGCGGAGAAGAGCACGAGAUCAAACUCAUUCUCGGGUAGUUUAUGAUGCUCUCGCGGGCAGGGGAACCUCAUAAAAAUGCGCGCGUGACGAUAAGAGAAGCGCCGCAUACUCGUGUGCACGUAAAGGUGAGACAUUUUGCAGAUUAUUGCGAGUUUUCUGGCCGGAUAUCGGGCGUACACACUGGCUCAUCCGGAAUUCCAGGACAAAUAA
This is a messenger RNA of Caenorhabditis sp. 36 PRJEB53466, 1700 nucleotides long. NCBI's taxonomy places the organism in Eukaryota, Metazoa, Nematoda, Chromadorea, Rhabditida, Rhabditidae. The record is from the annotation of a GenBank genome assembly.